AUGCACCGGCUCGCGCCCAGUGUGAUGUUCGGCUUGGCCUUCAGUGGGGUCUACGUUGCAGCGACUCCGAAGGCCCGCCGUUUAGGACGCGGCGCUGAUGCGUGCCAGCAAGCCCCCGCAUUGACGAAAGGAGAGAUUCGGACUAUAUACCGGAUCAUGGAGAACCAAAACCCAUUCCCCGAGCAGGCGGUGCGGCGGGCAACGCCGCUCAUGUGGGCUGUGGCCUCGGCAUUGGGCAAGGCGACCUCUCUGCACGCGUCGUGCGUGUACGUCCACCUCAUGAUUCUGGUGGCCACAACUCUCGGGGCAGUUCAGCUCAAGUACGGUGGCAUCUUAUCCCGACACUGCAAUCUACUCAUGAUCCAGCAUGGCCAACCUGGGGAUGGAAAGUCGGUUGCACUGUGGUUGGACGUGCAAGUGCUGGCCUUCUUCGACAUGAUACGGGAGAGGCGAGCCAAGAAAAAGUACGACGAGGCCGAGCAGAAACACAAGGAGGACCCAGAGAACAACCCACAGCCGGCGAAAAAAGAACAUGCUAAAGACACCAUCUUCAACAAAGGGACGUUCAUCGGCCUCGGGAACUUCAUGCAGGCGCAAGGGGAGACCGCAUUUCUUGCGCUACACGAAGGGAAAACAUGGCUACCCCAGACCUUCGACAACGGCCCAGGCGGCCGCAUCGACGACCUGAACCAGAUUCACGAUCAUGACAUGUACAAGAACCAUCCUGGGAAUACCCAGAAUCGUUUUCUCGUGCGAAGCCCGCAUUUGUGCGGAGCUGUCAUGAUGCACGUCGAAGAAGUGUACGACCAGGCGCAGAAACCCGACACCACCGCGGGCAUGAUGCGUUUCCUGAUCGGACAUUUCUCAGCCGUUGUCAACAAAAUCCGUCCAGACGUGCCGGCAGCUCAACUCACGCGCCUCUUGCUGGACGACCCGGACUACUUCAACGACCUUGACUACGACGACGUCGUAACCGCCAUUGGCAAGGUGAUGCUUGUGGCAUCGGCGCUCUAUGUGCGAGGCGAGGAACGUGCGGACGAGAAGGGCAAAACCAACAGGUACUCCAGGGUGCGGGGGACACACUUCCUGCCGUGGGCCGAGGACGUCAAGGACCACUUCCGCAAGCAAUUCAACCAGGCAGCGGACUACGUGCGCGAGGAGGCACGCGCGUCAAAAGGCGCAGAGGAGGGCAGCGAGCAUGCCACUGCGCGGAAGGACAUGACGAGAACUCUCCAGUACAUCCCCCCGGUGGACAUCGGGGAGAAGGUCAUCGAGUAUUUGCUGAAGAAGGCUGGGAAGACGCCAGAGAUGAUCAAGGAGAUGACAGGCGAGGAUAUCGUGACGUGCCUCGGGCAGGGCACGGUACCUCAUGACUUCGUUGACUCUGUGGACCGGAUUCAGCGCUCCUCCGUGGACGUGGCGGUAGCCUUGGGGGACUGGUUCUCGGGCAACUUUCGCAUGAGUAUUAAUGCGAGGCAAACGGCGCAGACAUUCAUGCGGGAGCGCGCCACGCAAGCAGCCGCGCCUCCUGCCACGCUGGCGUCCAUCGAGAAGAUUGUCAGCCCAGCGGUGUGCGCGAGGGUGAAUCUCAUGGCGACCCUCCGCAACAUCGCCAAUAAUUGGGACUUCAAGGCCUUCGCCCAGAAUCCAUGCACGACGGAGGUCCAGAUCCACGCCGUGCACGUGGACCUCAUCAUCUUGACCAUAAUGGGCUUCCUCGCAGUGGGCCCUGGGCGCGCGACCCUCGCAGCGUACAAGCGGGACAGCGAGAGCUUCGUCAAGGCGUGCAACAGGAUGCUGGACUGGGACCCGGACGUGUCCAUGGAGGAGUUGCGGCAGAUUGUGCCAGAAGCUGACGAGGAUACGGACCUGUUGGAGGGCAAGGCGGUGGACUUCUCGAGCUUGCAGUCGAUCGAAGCACCCCACGCCGAGAAUGUACCGCUUGAGCCCAUCCCCGCAUCCCAAGUGGUCCCGGCGACGCCUCCGGAGGCAACGGGGGCGGCGGCGCCCGGUGAGCAGGCGCAGGGAGUGGCGGGACUAACCCAGGCUGCGCCUGGGGCCGAUGAGGCCGAGGGGUCGGGGUCGCGGCCGUUGAAGAAGUUACGCAUGGAGCCGCCCCUUCAGGCGGAGGAGUUCAAGACAGAUGCCGGCCUGAAGAAGAAGAUGUUGCUGUCGGUGCUGCAGUCGUCGCAAGAUCCGUGCAAUUUGAGCAAGAAUGCGGGCUCCUUCAAAGGCAACGUCGACACAAUCGAAGCGGCGCUCCGCGUGGUGUUCCGCUUCGUGGUGGCUGCUAGGCUGGCUGUGUGGACCCGGGCCAGGAGCAACAGCGGCGUGUCCGUGCGUGGCCCGCCCCCAGCGCACGCCGAGGCCGUGUGCGAUGAGAUCGCGCAGAAACUCGGGUUGCAUGCCCGUGACAAGAGCAAGCUGCAGGGGAGCCUGGGCGCGAAAGCCACGGAUGACGAUUUCAACGUGGAGGAGUUCAAGCGCGUGAGCGCGCUGCUGGGCGACAGCCUGAAAGAAGCGUGA
Molecule: messenger RNA, 2526 nt
Organism: Prorocentrum cordatum
Lineage: Eukaryota; Dinophyceae; Prorocentrales; Prorocentraceae
Source: the annotation of a GenBank genome assembly